Molecule: messenger RNA, 1950 nt
Organism: Caenorhabditis briggsae
Lineage: Eukaryota; Metazoa; Nematoda; Chromadorea; Rhabditida; Rhabditidae
Gene: Cbr-die-1
Product: Protein CBR-DIE-1
Exons: 5
Coding region: 1-1950 (649 amino acids)
Source: RefSeq, a predicted model, not a curated record
AUGGCCAACGCGGUCGAUAUGCAACAGAUUCUGAUGUCGAUGGAUCCGACUAGCAACCAGUUUAACGUCAUGAAGAUGACCAAUUCUGGAGGAUCCACUAGCCCAACCUCGUCUUCUGGAGCCCCAUCGUCGUCUUCGAUUCUGGCUGAGGCCGAUGAGAAGGAGCAAUUCCUCCAGAGCCAAAUGUUGCAAGCUGGACAGAAUCAGUGGAUGCAGAUGCUUCUUCAGCAACAACAGCAGAAUCUGGAGUCGCCAACGAAAGCAAAAGUUGCAGAGGAUCUGAUGCAGAAUCCAUCUGCCAUUAUGGAAUUGUUGGGUGGAACUACAGAUUUUAUGAAGAUCGCUGCCAAACUUACGCAACAGAAACAGUCGUCCGAUCAACCAGAAUCCGAAGAACGACGUGAUGCUUCUCCAUCUCCAACACCAGCGGUCUCUCUCAACUCCCAACUUGCUUCCAUGAUCCUUCCAACUACCUCCACUUCCACAGGAUGCAGUGCAGCCAGCACAACGUCUUCUGUCGACUCCGCCGCUUCAUCUGUUAUCGUCAAUGGACACGUCUCCGCACCAUACUCAUCCGCAUCAGUAGACGACGACGAUCUUUCAAUGCAGCCAAGUGCCAAGAAGCAGAAAUCUGAAGAAUCUGAGACACCACUGACACCAAACCAUCAACUCAUGCAGUCACUUCUCGCGCAGAUUGGUCUGUCGACACCAGUUCAGCAAGGAAAUCAGAAGAAGGAUCCAAAUGAAAUGAUGCUCCAAAACUUCUUCCCACAAUCCCUGGCACUUCCAUUGAUGUUCCCAGGAAAUAUUCAUUCUCAGUUUGGAAUGCAAGAUUUUGAGUCUCUCUCGGCCCUUUCCACACCAAACAAAGGAGCUGGAGUUAAGAGGCAAUAUUCUUCAAAUGGAAAGAAUUACUGUGAUAUUUGCAAUAAGGAAGUCUGCAACAAAUAUUUCCUUCGAACCCAUAUGCUCAAAAUGCACGGAAUCGUCAUUGAUGAGAACAAGACUGUCAUUGCUAACAUUGAUACCAGCAUCAAGGAGCGGGAAGGAGAGCUCACAUUCAGAUGCGAUACCUGCCGAACAAUGUUCAAGACUCGCAAUCAACUUCGGCAACACAGACAGGAUGUUCAUGGUGUCCUUCCGCUUUCUACUCCAAGAAACAAUCAGAACAAGCCAUCAGUGCCAAAUACGCCAAAUGGAGCCACCAAUAACAGCUCAUCCGGACCAAAUUCCGCAUCAAUGGGUGAGGAGAAGUGCCAGUUGUGUGAUAAGAGAUUUGCACCAGCAAUGAUGGGAUUCCAUGUCAUGCAAGAGCAUAUGGGAACUGUUGGAGGAGCCAACGGAUCUGCAGAUAUCUCUCAUGUUCUCUCCAUGCUCAAUCAAGCAAACACCCGUGGACAGUCGGUCAGCGAGGAGAAGGAAUUGGGAAUGGCGGUUUUAGAGUGCCCAGACUGCAGUUACAAAUGCAAAGACGCCAAGAAUCUUGAGAUGCAUAUGGAGCGUCACGAGAAGAUGAACGAUGCCAAAAUCAAACAGGACGAUGACGAAGAUGUGGCAUUGAAGUUGACCACUGAGGCAGCGCUUCACAUGGUCGUCCAGAACCAGAAUCAAUUCGAUGGAGACUCGGCAGCACUCAACUUGACUUUCAAAAAUGUUGAUGGCAUUAAAAAGGAUUUGGAAGAGGAGAAGAAUGCUAUAGGAAAUCAUAAUCAUGAGAGAAACUCGCAUACGAGCGGAAGCAUCUCUCCAUCCGGAUCCCUCUCGGACACUUAUGAUAACAAGAACGCUGCUGAGAAGCUGUUCCCAAUACAAACCGUUUUGGUCAGGUGCCACGAUGAGAAUGGUCAGCUCCCAGCAGAAUUCCUCGUUCGACUUCCAGUCCGCUCCCAGAUCGAUGGACCACGAAAGAUUGUCUUCGAGCUUCUUCCAACACCAGUUGCCUCUUCUUAA